This is a messenger RNA of Lingula anatina, 1687 nucleotides long. Its product is annotated as protein FRG1-like. Gene Ontology annotation, molecular function: actin filament binding. Gene Ontology annotation, cellular component: striated muscle dense body; catalytic step 2 spliceosome; nucleolus. The record is from RefSeq and is a predicted model, not a curated record. Lineage: Eukaryota; Metazoa; Brachiopoda; Lingulata; Lingulida; Lingulidae.
CCAGAGAUCUCGCGAGAACAAAUAUGGAUGCGCCCAUGUAGCUUUGGGUAAAAUCUGUAUGUCUAUCUUAUUUGAAUUGUUCACAGUGAUUACGAAGACGGUGUCCCGUGUAUAUUAAAUCCUGUAAAGUUUAUGUCAUGGCAGACUCAUAUUCUUUGGUAAAAGGCGGCAAACUUAAACUGAAAGGACACAAAAGUCACAAGAAACACAAGAAGGAGAAAAGGAAGAGGAAGCGAGAUGAUGAUUCUGAUGGUGAAGUUGUGAAAGAUGAAGAUGCUGUGAAACAUGGUGGCUGGUGGGAAAUGAAGAACUUUGAGGAAAUUGCCAAGGCAGGAAGCAGUGCUAUUGAAAUGGGAAAUAUGGCUUAUAUGUUAGCUUUAGACAAUGGUUUGUUUACAGUAGGACCGACACGAGAGAUAGGAGAAGGUCCUAAUCCUGAGGAGAUUUUGACAGCCAUUAAGGUUACAGACACCAAGAUUGCCCUGAAGUCUGGCUAUGAUAAGUAUAUCUCAGUGGACUCUGUUGGAAGAGUUGCAGGCAGAUCUGAUGCUAUUGGUUCCAGAGAGCAGUGGGAGCCAAUAUUUCAGGAUGGAAAACUUGCGUUGCUUGGCUGCAAUGACUGCUUUGUAGGAGUUGAUGAAGAAGGAGAUGUAGUUUGUAAGAGCAAAGUUGCUGGGGAGAGUGAAAUUGUCAAGAUGCGCUGUUGCCUGUCUAGAGAAGUUGAUCCAAAAGCCAACAUACCAUUAGAGGAAAGAGGAAAGAUAAAAGAUGCUGAAAUCAACUAUGUGAAGAAAUUCCAAAGUUUUCAAGACCGAAAGUUAAAGAUAUCAAAAGAGGACAUUAAAGUUCUGAAAAAGGCUAAGAAGAGUGGAGAACUCCAUGAAGCAAUGUUAGACAGGAGAGAGAAAAUGAAAGCUGACAGAUACUGCAAGUAAAAAGUUGAGGCCGUAUGUUCUUGGAGUUGACAAUUUUUAAUUCUUUUAAUGUUGAAAUAUGGAUUGCAUAAACAUUUACAUAUUUUGUAAACCUCUUCAUCAUUUUUUUACCUCAUGUUCUGCAAUGUAAGAGUUGAAUAUGGGAUUAUUAAAAAGACGAAGAAAGCACUCGGAGAGCGUAGAACGACGCCAUGGACCCUGCACUGAUAAAUUGCACAAGGUCAAUGUCAUUGGUCCCAUCUGGCACUAGCAGACAUGGGAAAACUGCCUAUCAGAGCCGUCACACUGCCUGAAAAGUCAGGUCCUCCCAAGAUUUUUGAUAAUACAGGUCCUCUGGACUGGCAAAGUUUAUGUGAAAAUACAAUAAAUCAAAAUAAACCACAUGUAAACAUAGGCUGAUGGAAAUGAAUCACCAACUCAGACCAGCACAUAUUUAGGACCUGCAGACUUCCCCGUGUCUGGCAGUAGAGAAAAAAUCCUUUUGAAAUUUUGGAUUCAGACAAUUAUCUGGACCAUGGAUCACCACUAAAAUCUAUUCACUUUCAAGUUAACUUAUUUCUGAUGUAUUCGAAACUUUUCGAGUUGGGCUCGUGACAGAUAUGCAGAUACAGAGGUGAAAACAAAAUCUCCUUGGUAUCGCUCAUAGCAAAAAUAACAGUACUAGCACUUGGUUGCAAUAUAGUUUUCAUAUUUUAUUGUAUUUUUGUACAGAUAUCUACAGUAAUAACAAUAAAGAUUUAUGUACAAAUGUU